AUGAUAUUUGAUGUUAAUGGGUUGGAUAUUGCUAUUGCUUAAAUAUCCUUAAAUUUCUUGGUUUCUACAUCAUUUUUAUUGAGAUCUAGAUGUAAUAAAAGAAGCUCUACAAAAUCUCAAAAAAAUAUUUUAAAAGUAUUGACAUAUUCUAUUUAAGAAAAUUACAAAAAAAUAAAGUGAAGAAGGUUUUUAAACAAAAAUAACUAUAUAAAAUUAAACAUCUACAAGUAAGUAUUAACUCUAUAGUAGUAAAAAAAAAUAUAAGUGGUUAAAAGUCUCUAAAACAGAAUGAAAUUGAUAACAUAAAUACAAAAAAAAUAUCGGUUGAACAUUAUCCUUAAUCUUCAGGAUUAUUAUACUCUCCUAACAAUAAAAUUUUAGGUUUUUAUUGAUUUAAUUAUUAGAGAAUGAUAAACUGAUGUCAGAUACUAAUCGAUAGACCCAUAGAUCAAGUUUAGUUCCUAUACUUUAAACACAAAAAUAAUAAACAAGUAGUAAAUCUAGUACUGCCAGCUAAAAUAUUGUUUAACAAAAUCAAAAACAAUAGGCUGAUCAAAAUAAAUCUAUCAUUAAAUAAUUGAAAGAGAAUCCUAGUUUUGUGGUAUCUAAACCAGUUUAAUGUUAAGUAUAUUAAUAAUAAUAUAUAGUAAUGUUAAGCUGAUAAUUCAGUAGAAUAAUAGGAUGAUAUUAUUACUAUUGAAAGAAAAAGAAACAUGAGUAUUCCAAAUGAAUCUAAUGAUGAUUAAAAUUUUCAAAAAAAAAUUGACUAAGAGAAAAAAGAAGAAAUAAAAUUUAAAAUUAAAUAAAAAGAAAUCUAAUAAACAUAGUAUAUCUAAUUACAAAACCAUUUCCUUUUAUUUUCUUGUGUAUUUUUUGUGCAAUCUAUUAUGCAAAAAGCCAAUUAUAGGUUAUAACUUUAUGAAGAAAUAAAUUUGAACAAUAUUUUGAAAAUAUAGUCAUUAUAUGCUUGUAUUGGAGCAUUAUAUUUUAACGUAUUUUAUGCUGCAUUGAUAACCUUUUUAGAAAAGGUUCUAAAAUCUAAUCAAGUUAUAACUCGAUUAUUAUUUACAGCAUAUAAUAUUUCAAUUCCUUUUUUUGUUUAUUCAACUAUUUAGGAAUAAAAUUUGAAUAUAAAUUUAGAGUUUUUAUUGAUAAUAGGAUGCAUUUAUUUUAUAUAAUUUCUAGUCUUUAUUUUCUGUAGAAUUACAAAUUGGAAAAAUUAUCCAUUAGCUUUGUUUUUGGUGUUUUGA
Messenger RNA from Paramecium sonneborni, 1250 nucleotides. The record is from the annotation of a GenBank genome assembly. NCBI's taxonomy places the organism in Eukaryota, Ciliophora, Oligohymenophorea, Peniculida, Parameciidae.